UCUCUAUUGUGAUCAAACCACACGAGGUGAAGAACCACAGGAACAUAAAGCAUCCGAAACACUGGAAACUUAAACCGAAAACAUCAUUUUUCAUUAUAGUCGCAAAGAUCUUUAGAUCAGGAGCUCAUUGACUACACAACUCUGAACAACUCACACACAGAACUGUGGGAUAUCGACGGCUUCCUCCAUGGAACCUACCAGAUCAGAGAUGAGUAUCCUACCCAAUGGGAAAGGUCAUGACCUCGGAGAGGAAAUGUGCGUGCCAAUGAAGACUAUGAUGGAGGAAGAACAGACCCUCUCACACUCUCUAUCAACCCUCAGAAACGGUAUCCAUCACGGCAGAUUCGAUGACCCUGAGAGCACACUCGCUGAGAACAUUGAGUUCCUGCCCAACGGCAAUGGCAAGAAGCCACGUUUUACUGAUUUUGAGGGGAAGACCUCUUUUGGCAUGUCAGUCUUCAAUUUGGGCAAUGCCAUUAUGGGCAGUGGGAUUUUGGGAUUGGCCUACGCUAUGGCCAAUACUGGCAUACUGCUUUUCUUGUUUCUCCUCACGGCUGUAGCUGGUCUGUCCUGCUAUUCUAUUCACCUCCUGCUGAAGUCUUCUGGUAUUGUUGGAAUCAGAUCAUACGAACAGCUGGGAUUCAGGGCCUUCGGAAUGACAGGGAAGAUGGCGGCCGGAAUUGCCAUCACUCUUCAAAACAUUGGAGCCAUGUCCAGUUACUUAUACAUCGUCAAGUCAGAGUUCCCACUGGUCCUGCAGGCGUUUUUGAGAACAGAUACCAGUUCAGGGGAGUGGUAUCUCAAUGGCAACUACUUGGUGGUGCUCGUGUCUUUCUCUGUCAUCCUGCCAUUGGCUCUAAUGAAACAGCUGGGUUACCUUGGUUAUUCCAGUGGCUUUUCACUCAGCUGCAUGGUGUUCUUCCUUAGUGCAGUCAUCUAUAAGAAGUUCCAGAUCCUGUGCCCAUUCGAGGAGUUCACGGCCAAUAGCACGCUGGCUCACGCACAUUCAAACGUAUCCACUAACCACGCCCACAGCUACCAUAACGGACAUGUGAUGGCGGAUGACUCCCACUGCAGCCCGCAGAUGUUCACUGUGAACUCACAGACUGCAUACACCAUCCCCAUUCUGGCAUUUGCUUUCGUCUGCCACCCUGAGGUCCUACCCAUCUACACUGAGCUUCGCAACCCAACUCAGAAGAAGAUGCAGCACGUUUCCAACAUUUCCAUCCUGAUCAUGUACACUAUGUACUUCCUAGCUGCUCUCUUUGGGUACCUAACAUUUUACACUAACGUUGAGCCUGAGCUUCUGCACACCUACAGCAGGAUCGACCCCUACGACACUCUCAUCCUCUGUGUGCGUUUGGCUGUGCUGACCGCCGUCACCCUGACCGUGCCCAUCGUUCUGUUCCCAGUACGGAGAGCCAUUCAAGAGAUGGUGUUUCCUAAUAAGACCUUCAACUGGAUCCGACACAUCGCCAUAGCCGUCAUUCUCCUGACUUUCAUCAACAUGCUGGUCAUCUUUGCCCCAAACAUCCUGGGCAUCUUCGGCAUCAUUGGUGCAACAUCCGCUCCAUGCCUUAUCUUCAUCUUUCCUGCUGUCUUCUACAUCCGUAUUGUUCCGAAGGAUAAGGAGCCAAUGCGAUCUACCCCCAAAAUCUUUGCUGCCUGUUUCGCUGGACUGGGCGUGUUGUUUAUGACAAUGAGCUUGAGCUUCAUAAUCAUUGAUUGGACAACAGGCAGCGGCAGUGCUCUGGGUGGCCACUAGGAGACAAACUCUGAUGAACGUUUGUACAUGGCUUUGUAUGUAUGCGAGUGCGUGCCGUACGUGUAGUUAGUGAUGUAACAUACUGGAAGAUGAUCUGAUUUAUUUUUAUCUGUAUUUUUCUGCCUGUUAUGACGCAGAAAAUACACCGUCCCACUGUAGGAAGGGAAAGGUGUGGGGGACCCGAAACAACAUCCCAUUUUCCACAGAUAACCUGCCAUCAGACAAUGGGGAAAAAUGGCUUUAUUUUUAAACACUUUUGAUAAAUUCAGACUGAUGUUAUAUAUGUUUUAAGGUCAAACAUGCUGACCAUUUCAAUUAUUUAUUCAAGUUUUCGUACUACAUCCUCACUUAGGAAUAUGAAAUAUGCUGUUAGGACUCAUAAUUCGCUCUGUUUUAUCAAUCCCGAUCCCUUAUACUUGACAGGACUGUACUGUAGAAACACAGAAUCGCAUCCUUCUAGAUUUCUUUGAAGUGACAGCAAAUGCUUUGUACAAUAGUGUCAUAUAUCAGAUUGUAAUCUGUGUAUUACUUCGCCCAUAGAACAAGUAGAUUGAAGAAGUUACGCUAGCUAGAUGGGUCGGUAGAUGGUUUACUCUCCAGCGGGCUUUGGACAAUCAACGAGUCACAUCACCACCUAUUUCAGUGUGCCAAAGCAAAGGAUUUCCAUUUAUUAAACUAUCAUAAUGUAUAUUUUCUGUUUUCCUAAAGUAUGCACAGUAGCCAUAGAAAGCAAGGCUUGCCUUGAUCACAUGGAGAUUUAAACAGUGAGAAAGGUAUUUAUUUAAAUGUAUCGAAUAUAUUUUGCAGUUCACUGGAUGAGUAUUAGUGUGUUCUAGUAUUAACGUGUACAUUAACCGUGUCCUUUAUCGUUUUUGUGUGUAUCGCGUUGAAGAUCUUAAUGGGAUCCUCAAGGCCAUUUACGCAAAAGCUAGAUAAGGACUUCAUACAGUAUACAUACACAAAACUAUUUUUUUUUUUACUUGAAGCAGACGUAAUAUCCCCUGUAUUAGAAUUCAAACGAUCACAUUAAGUGAUUUCGUUUGGAAGCUGCUUUGGAAGAAAUAUGAAAAGGGUUGUAAAUGUUUUAUUUUUUCACAUCUGUGUUUACCUUGUUUUACAGUUAAUUUUCUUGUAAUCUGAGUAUUUAUGGACCCUGCUUUCGGUAUUAGCAGUAGAUGAUGAACCAGCUGAAAUGUUGAAACGGGAAAGACAUCGGUAUUUUUUGUUAGUUUGAAGGAAACCGUAUCAUUAUUCUGUGUUUGAAAUCUCUCGAUCUUAUUCGGUGCUUUCAAAACUGUAAUGCGUUCAGAUUCUGCCAAAAUACUGGGCUGUGCAAUCCUGGUGUACAGUAAGUUGUGCUAAUAUGAUGUGCUGACUGAUGACUAGCUGGGUUGGUAGUGGCAGAUAUUGGUAAACCAUGAGCAAACAUGAGCUAUUCUGCAACAGAUGUGAGUAUCACCACAUUAAUGACAGAAAUUAUUCGAUGAGAAACAGACUUCAUAUGAAUUGACAUGGUAUUGACUAUGUGACACAAAGUGAACUUAAUGCUGGAGAUUUAAGUACAAUGCCAGUGGUCCCCAAUUGUCACCAUUUAACCCUAAAACGGUAUACUGGACAAAUGUGGGCAAAAUAGUUUUGAUUUUUUUUUU
Molecule: messenger RNA, 3414 nt
Organism: Pimephales promelas (fathead minnow)
Lineage: Eukaryota; Metazoa; Chordata; Actinopteri; Cypriniformes; Leuciscidae
Source: RefSeq, a predicted model, not a curated record